Messenger RNA from Salvia hispanica, 1285 nucleotides. RefSeq names its product F-box protein CPR1-like. The record is from RefSeq and is a predicted model, not a curated record. NCBI's taxonomy places the organism in Eukaryota, Viridiplantae, Streptophyta, Magnoliopsida, Lamiales, Lamiaceae. Gene Ontology annotation, molecular function: protein binding.
UAUUUGAGUGUUCAUUGAUUGAAUAGCGUGCGUGCUCUGUUUUUCGAGUGAGAGAUUGUGGAAGUGUUGCGAUUUCAUCCACGAUUGGGAAGCCUCGAGGUAAAAACGCAACAAUGGAGUUCAUUGAAGAUUAGUAUCGAAAAAUGGAGCCAGAUUUCUUCGCAUAUCUGCCAUUAGAAAUCAUCCCCAAAAUCCUGUUAAGGCUCUCUGUUCGAACCAUUGCAAUCGGCAAGUGUGUUUGCAAAUCAUGGCUGGAUCUGUUCAGCUCUGAUGAUUUUGUUGAUUUGCAUUUUUCCCAAUCUUCUCCCGCCUUAGCUGUGUUGAUGCGCUCAGAUCGGUGCACUCUCUUCGGAAUUACCGAUCAACUCGAUCGCCCCUGCAUUCCGCUCAUAAAUUCCCCGUUCCCUCACGGAGUAGCUAUAGAUGGUGCUGCCGGCGGCAUGCUCCUUCUAACAUUCGCUGGAACUCAAACUGAAAUUGAAACUCUCCGUGUAUGCAAUCCAAUCACCCGUGAAUGUGUUGAGCUAUGCUGCCCUCCGCCUCCACUAGCUAUGGAGUUUGGACCUCGAACUGUAUAUGGAUUUGGAGCGAGCAAAACAAGUGGCGAGUACAAGGUAGUUCGGAUCAGUCCUUAUCCCGACUGUCAUGUAUACACCCUUGGACCAGUGGAAAUGUGGAGAUGUGUCGAAAUGAACAACUCGCUUAAUUACGAGGAUGAUGGCUGUAGCUGUGGUGCUUUUGUUAAUGGAAAUCUACAUUGGUUGGUAUAUUCAGAUUUGGAUGGCAGCGCGUGGAUUUCUUGUUUUGAUCUCGAGGCAGAGUGUUUUACCGCCUUCUCUGUUCCUCUUUCCUAUGAAAGCUUGUCAGUUUUGAGGGAUUGCCUGUGCGUGUGUGAAUACACGUUGGAUAAUGAAAUUGUUAUAUGGACGAUGAAGGAAUAUGGGGUCGACCAAUCUUGGGCUAAGGAGUAUGUGAUUAGCCGAAAUCCUGGUUUUGAUCGACGUGGCUACAAAAGUGUGUAUCCGAUCAAAGUUUUCGAAAAUGGUGACAUAUUGAUGUUAUGGGGUGCCAAGUUCCUUAUGUACUACUCUAAGGAGAUGAGAACUACUCAAGAAAUUGGUGGUUUUGAAUCAGAGGGUUAUACUUGUAACAGAAUGAUUGUCACUCCAAGCUUGGUCACGCUCAAAAGGUUGGGUAUGGAGAAUGUGAUCUCAAUUCUGGCUGAUUAGCUAUGUAGCACCACCAUCUUUUGUGUCUUUCUAAUAUGCUAAUAUUUGUUUGUAAG